Molecule: messenger RNA, 1308 nt
Organism: Acytostelium subglobosum LB1
Lineage: Eukaryota; Evosea; Eumycetozoa; Acytosteliales; Acytosteliaceae
Exons: 3
Coding region: 1-1308 (435 amino acids)
Source: RefSeq, a predicted model, not a curated record
AUGUAUUAUCAACAAACAAGUAUACAGAUAAAGAUAUUGGAUGAUGAUGUUACAACAUCAUCAAUAUCCAACAAUGAGGAGGUAGUCGGGUCCGACCAACAAGACAAGGUCAACAAAACAUCUCAAGUAUGCUCAAUAUGUUCAAAGCAGUUCUCUUUAUAUAGUUGUCCAAGAUGUUUCAUUGGGUACUGCUCAUCAGAGUGUUUCAAACAACAUAAUGCAAGAUGUACUACACAGUUCUAUGAGCAACAACUACAGGAUGGUCUACGCACAAUGAACAAGGUCGAUCCAAAGGAUUCAUUGGCAUUACUCAAACGAAUGAAACAUAUAUAUGAACGCGAGGAUGAAGCAUUUGAUAGACUCACACGUGAUGACAAUGAUGACUUUGAAGACGACGAAGAUGACGAUGAUGAAGAUGGAGAUGAUGAGCUUGUCGAUAUAUCAUCGUUAAAGUUGGAUGAGAUGACUGAGGAGCAGUUGUUAUCAUUGCUGACUGAGGAUGAGAUUAAGGAGUUCCGUCAAUCAAUCAUUGACGGUACUAUCGCUGACAAGUUGGAGCAGUGGACACCUUGGUGGACUCAAUCAAUCACAACGCCAAAGAUACAAGAGUUGGACGCAACGACUACUUCCACGAACUCGACGAUCCCCACCACAUCAACCAUCCCCGCACUGCGUACAAUAUUCCCAGGCACACCAUCACCAAUGCUCUAUCAUCACCUGGUCGAUAUCAUCUAUUGCUACUGCUUUGCAAUGCGUCGGUUCAAUGGAGAGUGGGGCUCGGCCUCGUUCAAGCCCAAUGCCAAUGACUCGGGACUGAGUGAUGAGCUCGAGACAAUGAUCGAUGAGUGCAAUGUCAUACUCGAGCUCUCGACUGUGCUGCGGAGGACCAGCGUCAAGGCACCACCAAUGGACAGUUUGGACACAGUGCUCUCGCGAGUGCUUGCCAACACUCAUUCAUUCAAACAUCUUGACGUGGCCACCGACGAUGUCUACUUCUCAAUGUUCAUACUCGAGGAUGUCUCGCAGUUGUUGAAGCACAGGGGCAGAGUGCUGGCUGCGCUGUCCCAUCUCCACAGGCAUCUGUCGUCCAUCGAUCAUGGUCUUGGCGCGCGUGCCACUGAUGAUGUCGAUCAAUCAUUCAAACAGAGUAUCCGCUUCGCAACACAAAAGCUCUGGUUCUUUAUGGCCUGGUGCAAUGAACAGCCCGACGAACCAUUCAACAUGCAAUCAAUCUGCGUUCAACAAUACUUCAAUCGACAACGUCGCAUUCACACUCGUGAUGGAGCGCCGAGCACAUCACGGUCAUGA